Meloidogyne enterolobii is the source of this 300-nucleotide messenger RNA. The record is from the annotation of a GenBank genome assembly. NCBI's taxonomy places the organism in Eukaryota, Metazoa, Nematoda, Chromadorea, Rhabditida, Meloidogynidae.
AUGAAAUUACUAAUCAUAUCAAUUUUCAGCGCUAGACUAAAACGAGGAGUUGAAGGUGCAUCAACACCCAAAUGCAUUCUACACAAUUAUUGUCGAGAGAAGUUACUAGCAGAGCCUUUAUAUAAUUCGACAAAAAGAAGAGAAGAUGGACGUUUUACAGCAAUUUGUUCAGUGGCAAAUAAAAAAUUUUCUUCUCCAAUAUCACAACCAAAUAUUCGAAUGGCUGAACAGGUCUCAGCAUUAGUCGCGCUUUAUGGUCUAAAAAGUAGGCAUAAAUUAAAGGGGAAUUGGGAAGAUUAA